Molecule: messenger RNA, 1479 nt
Organism: Populus trichocarpa (black cottonwood)
Lineage: Eukaryota; Viridiplantae; Streptophyta; Magnoliopsida; Malpighiales; Salicaceae
Exons: 5
Coding region: 1-1479 (492 amino acids)
Source: RefSeq, a predicted model, not a curated record
AUGUUACCACCGAAGAUUGCAAAAAAGAAAAAGAUUCAAAGCACCAGCACUGUAAAACAAUCGACUAAAAGUUAUGGAAAGCAGAAGAAAUCUGCAACAUUAGGGACAUAUUUCAUGCAGAGAACAACUCCUGGUGCUCAAAAGUCUCUUCAAAAUUGUUGGCAAAGAAAGGAAGCAGUUGAACGAUGUGAUCUUGCUUUAGCGAAGUGGAUGAUUGAUGCAUGUGUGCCAUUUAAUGCUGUUAACUCUGUGUAUUAUCAGCAUGCCAUAGAUGUUGUAACAGACAUGGGUCCUGGUUAUAAAGGACCAAACUUGCAUGCUAUUCGUGGUUAUUACUUUGCAAAAGCGGUUGAUGAAGUCAAGAUUUAUGUUGAGACUUAUCGAGAGAUUUGGAAGAAGACUGUUUUUUUGAAAACUGUGGAUGUAUCAGAUGUCUCAAAGACUGCUAGAUUGUUGUAUCAGUUGUUUAGAGAGGUUGUUUUGUAUGUUGGAGUAGAAAACAUUGUGCAUAUGGUGACUGAUAAUGCUGCAAAUUAUGUUGCUGCUGGCAAGUUAUUGAUGGAAGAAUUUCCUUCAAUAUUUUGGUCUCUUUGUGCUGCUCAUUGCAUCAACCUCAUACUCCAGGACAUUGGUAAAUUACAGUCAGUUUGUUGUGUUGUUGAGCAUGCUUCUGGUAUCACAAAGUAUAUUUAUAAUCAUUGUUAUCCAAUGUAUUUGAUGAGGAAGUUCACUGGAGGAAAAGAAAUACUUCGUCCAGCUCCUACUCGUUUUGCUACCAAUUUCAUUGCAUUGCAAAGCAUUUUAGCUCAUAAAAAUGAGUUGAGAGCUAUGGUGACAUCUAGGGAAUGGGUCUCAUCUGUUUAUGCUAAAGAUAACAAAGGAAAAAGGUUUGUUGAGAGUGUGCUAGACUCUCUGUUUUGGGAAGAAUGUGCAAUAAUUGUGCGAAUGAGUGAGCCUUUAAUUCGAGUUCUACAAAUGGUUAAUGGUGAUGAUAGACCUUCGAUGGGAUAUUUGUAUGAUGUUAUUCAUCAUGCAAAAGAAGAAAUGAUGAGGAGAUUUCAAAAGAGAAAGGCUAGAGUGAAACCUUUCAUAACAUUAUCAGUAAUCGAUGUUCUUGAGAAGUAUGCACAUGGAAAUCUACCAUUGCAAAGUAAGAUUACAAGUGAGAUGAAGUUGUUUAGGAAUGCUGAACAUGACUUUGGUCGAGUGUCCGCAAUAAAUAAUCGCACCCUUAUGCCUCCAGUAGAAGAUGACCCGUCAAUCUUGACAACUGAAGAAGCAGAGAGUUUUCACCAAGCUCUAUCAACUAUGACCAUACAAGAUACUUUAGAUGAUGAUGAUUGUGACGAUGAAGUUUCAAAUGAGCAUGCUGAUGAUUUAUUAGGUGUUGACGAGAUUGGCUUAAUUCCAUCAACAUUUGAUCCAAAUUUUGCUCCUAUGGACACAGAAGAACUUAAUGUGUUCAUUCAACAAAAGUGA